UUCUCUCUCAUCUGUCUAAUAGAUUUGGUUAAUGUUCACCCUACAGUAGGGUUCAAAAGUCAAGCAUUUGUGUGAAAGACACAAACCAGUAAAAACCAAGGAACAAAAACCAGGAGAUCUGAGUCGACAACAGUGGGAAAAACCAUGAUCACAAUCACAGAGUUUCAGAAAAUCGGUGUAGGUCUGUCAGGAUUUGGCGUGUUCUUUGUGCUGUUUGGAAUACUAUUGUACUUUGACUCGGUCCUGUUGGCAUUUGGAAAUAUUCUGUUUCUGUCUGGUCUGACCUUCAUCGUUGGCUUGAGGAGGACGGCCCACUUCUUUUUCCAGAGACAGAAGCUCAGAAGCUCCGCCUUCUUUCUAGGAGGCGUGGCUUUAGUUCUACUAAGAUGGCCUCGUAUUGGCAUGCUAGUGGAGACCUAUGGCUUUGUGCUUCUAUUUAAGUCAUUCUUUCCAAUGGUUUUUGGAUUUCUUGCGGCAGCCUUGAACAUUCCUUUUUUAACUACGAUUUUAAACAAGUUAUCUGGAAAUAGUUCCUCAAUGGUGUAAGAGCAGAUGCUGGAAAUCUGGAGGUUUUUCUACAUUGAACUGUUCGAAUUUUAUUUGUAUUUUAUUUUAUUAUUACCUUUAUAAUAUGUUGAAUAAACUCACCAUAACAUG
Molecule: messenger RNA, 657 nt
Organism: Carassius carassius (crucian carp)
Lineage: Eukaryota; Metazoa; Chordata; Actinopteri; Cypriniformes; Cyprinidae
Product: vesicle transport protein GOT1A-like
Exons: 5
Coding region: 145-546 (133 amino acids)
Biological process (GO): endoplasmic reticulum to Golgi vesicle-mediated transport; retrograde transport, endosome to Golgi
Cellular component (GO): endoplasmic reticulum; membrane
Source: RefSeq, a predicted model, not a curated record